CAUUCUUAUCUUUUCCAUCUCUUCUCUCCCAAUACUCAAAAACUCCCUCCUCCCUCUUCUCUCAUCUCAUCGCCAUGCCUUGCCUUUACAUCUCCACCAAUGUCAACUUGGCCGGAGUCGACUCCGCUCCCAUCUUCUCCGCCACUACCACCGCCGUCUCCUCCAUUAUUGGCAAACCCGAAAAUUAUGUGAUGGUGUUGCUGAAUGGGUCGGUGCCGAUAUCGUUUGGAGGGAAUGGGGAUCCAGCAGCGUUUGCAGAGGUGGUGUCCAUGGGAGGAAUAAACUCAGAAGUGAAGAGGAGGUUGAUCUCAACCCUCGGAAGCAUUUUGAAUGAAAAGCUUUCAGUUCCACCGGCGAGAUUCUUCCUUAAAGUCCACGACACGACGGCUGGUCGCCCCAUUUCCAAAUUAUGACUCUACCCGGUGGCUGCCUUUUCCACCUCUUCCAACUUUCAUAUAUAUAUAUAUAUACAUACAUACACUUUUCUUUUUAUAAUUAUAGUUUAUUAUGGUCUGUUUGUCUGACUUUCUCUAUUAUGUCUGUCUGUUGACAGUUGAUUCAUAAGGUGAAUGAGACAAACUUUUAACCUAAAAAAUGAUCAUAAUAUAAACUUUGUUGUCAAUUGAGCUUUAAGUUGAAAUUUUAUUCAGCCAUCCA
Messenger RNA from Cucumis sativus (cucumber), 657 nucleotides. RefSeq names its product macrophage migration inhibitory factor homolog. Gene Ontology annotation, molecular function: phenylpyruvate tautomerase activity. The record is from RefSeq and is a predicted model, not a curated record. NCBI's taxonomy places the organism in Eukaryota, Viridiplantae, Streptophyta, Magnoliopsida, Cucurbitales, Cucurbitaceae. The transcript has 2 exons. Bases 75 to 413 code for a protein of 112 amino acids.